This is a messenger RNA of Kogia breviceps (pygmy sperm whale), 1652 nucleotides long. It is a transcript of the gene CHRNB1, whose product is annotated as cholinergic receptor nicotinic beta 1 subunit. Gene Ontology annotation, cellular component: neuron projection; plasma membrane; synapse. The record is from RefSeq and is a predicted model, not a curated record. Gene Ontology annotation, molecular function: transmembrane signaling receptor activity; acetylcholine-gated monoatomic cation-selective channel activity. Gene Ontology annotation, biological process: chemical synaptic transmission; monoatomic ion transmembrane transport; signal transduction. NCBI's taxonomy places the organism in Eukaryota, Metazoa, Chordata, Mammalia, Artiodactyla, Physeteridae.
GCUGCCUGUCCUGGCGGCUCACCCAAGCGGACUCACUGAGCGACGCGGGCGGGCUAUGACCCCAGGGGCGCUGCUGCUGCUGCUGCUGGGGGCGUUGGGGGCACCAUUCGCCCCGGGCGCCCGCGGCUCGGAGGCGGAGGGCCGACUCCGCGAGAAACUUUUCUCGGGCUAUGAUAGCUCGGUGAGGCCGGCGCGGGAGGUGGGAGACCGUGUCGGGGUCAGCAUUGGUCUCAGUCUCGCGCAAUUAAUCAGCCUGAACGAGAAGGAUGAGGAGAUGAGCACAAAGGUCUACUUAGAUCUGGAGUGGACUGACUACAGGCUGAGCUGGGACCCUGAGGAGCACGAGGGCAUCGAUUCACUCCGCAUCACUGCGGAAUCCGUGUGGCUACCAGACGUGGUGCUCCUAAACAACAACGACGGAAAUUUUGAUGUUGCUCUGGACAUCAGCGUCGUGGUGUCCUCCGACGGCUCCGUGCGCUGGCAGCCCCCGGGCAUCUAUCGCAGCAGCUGCAGCAUCCAGGUCACGUACUUCCCCUUUGACUGGCAGAACUGCACCAUGGUGUUCAGUUCCUAUAGCUACGACAGCUCAGAAGUCAGUCUGCACACUGGCUUGGGUCCCGAUGGGCAGGAGCGGCAGGAAGUGCACAUUCAUGAAGGCACCUUCAUCGAGAAUGGUCAAUGGGAGAUUAUUCACAAGCCUUCUCGGCUAAUCCAGCCUCCAGUGGAUCCUCGGGGAGGCGGGGAAAGACGGCGUGAAGAAGUCACCUUCUACCUCAUCAUUCGCCGGAAGCCUCUCUUUUACCUGGUCAACGUCAUUGCCCCAUGCAUCCUCAUCACUCUUCUGGCCAUCUUCGUCUUCUACCUGCCACCAGAUGCAGGAGAGAAGAUGGGGCUCUCGAUCUUUGCCCUGCUGACCCUUACUGUGUUCCUGCUGCUGCUGGCAGACAAAGUGCCUGAGACCUCCCUGUCUGUCCCCAUCAUUAUCAAAUACCUCAUGUUUACCAUGGUCCUCGUCACCUUCUCGGUCAUCCUUAGCGUCGUGGUCCUCAACCUGCACCAUCGCUCACCCCACACCCACCAAAUGCCCCUUUGGGUCCGUCAGAUCUUUAUCCACAAACUCCCACUGUAUCUGGGUCUGAAGAGACCCAAACCUGAGAGAGACCAGAUACCGGAGCCACCUCCUAUACCUCUCAGGGAUUCUCCAGGAAGUGGCUGGGGUCGGGGAACAGAUGAAUAUUUCAUCCGCAAGCCACCAAAUGAUUUUCUCUUCCCCAAACCCAACAGGUUCCAGCCUGAACUGUCUGCCCCGGACCUGCGGCGAUUUAUCGAUGGUCCAAACCGGGCUGUGGGCCUGCCUCCCGAGCUACGGGAGGUCGUUUCCUCAAUCAGCUAUAUCGCUCAACAGCUGCAGGAACAGGAGGACCACGACGCGCUGAAGGAGGACUGGCAGUUUGUGGCCAUGGUGGUGGACCGCCUCUUCCUGUGGACCUUCAUUAUCUUCACGAGUGUCGGGACCCUCGUCAUCUUUCUGGACGCCACGUACCACUUGCCCCCUCCCGACCCCUUUCCUUGAGGAGGAGAGGGCCGAGACCGAGGUCCUCGGCCAGUUGAAUUGAGAGUUUGGUAGUACUCUCAAGCCCUAUCCCUUUCUG